UAUAAUUAAAAAAAAAACAGCUCAUGUUUAAAUAUUCUUAUAUAUAUGUUUUUUUUUAAAUUAUCUUUUAAAUAAAGAUUAAAGGAGACUUUUUUUAUUGUGCGUAAAAGUGUCUCCUGGACAUUUGUCUUAACCUGGACCUGGACCAGAACCUGGACCAGGACCUUAACUACAGCUGUUAUCCAGAAAAGUCCGGAUAAACCCGCCGUCGAACCUCCUCUUUCACCUCCGCUCGGACUGAAUCCCGGUCCGUCCUCCCCAGGGUCUGGGGCUUCUCUGUGAUUCCUCUGUUACUGAUGGAACCAUGAGGAGAGCCGCUGCUCCUCUUCGCCUCCUCCCGCUCCUCUUCAACCUGCUCCUCGCAGCCUCCGCGGCGCAGCGUCUCCUCCUGGGUCAGAUCUCGGACAAGUCACCGGCGGGGACUCCGGUGGACGGAGUCAGACUGCGGCUGCAGGGACCAGGAGUCUGCGGAGCAGAGGAGCUGAGGAGCGGACUGAGCGGAGAGUCCUCCCGGGAUUUCAGACUAGUUUAUCACCGGGAGGAACUCCAGCAGAACCUGGAACGGAACCCGUACCUGGGGUUGGUUUCAGCCAAGGUUCUGGACCGAGAGUUUAAAGCCAUGUAUGAGCUGCAGGUUCACCUGCGAUGUCUGAGAGGAACCGUGUUAAUAAAGGUGGAGGUUUCGGAGCAGAACAUCAACGUUCCUCACUCCUCCUGUGGGAACCUGACCGUGGACUUGGAUGAGUUGACGCCUCUCGGCACCAAAGUGCUUCACCUAAAGGAUCGGUGUUCAGACACGGACAAGAAUGGACCAGUCGUCUUCUACGCGUCACCAGAGUCAAAGUUACUCCACGUGGUUCCACGCGGUGGUCAGGUGGUUCUGGUGGUGGAGCUGCGUCUGUACGCGAAGGACGGAGGUGAUGCAGCACUGGCCGGUGAACCGGUGUUUCUGCACGUCAACGUCCUCAAACACCAGCUGCAGAGGAGGAAGAGGACCAGGAGGAACGUCUCUGAAGAACCAAACUUCACUGUGAUGGUUCCAGACCAGGCCCAGGUGGGAGACCUGGUCUUUACGGUACCAGAGUUGAGGUUCCAGCAGAGGUGGUUCGAGGUGAUCCCAGAGGCAGCAGACUCACCGGUCCAGAUUGAGCGGGACUCCGGACGUUUGUUCCUGGCACGCCACCUGCAGGAACCUGAGGAAGUGACAGUGAAGAUCCAGAACCGCAGAGGUGAUGACUGGUACCUGUGCAGACUGACCUUGGCCACGCCCAGUCAGGCCGAUCUGCAGUGGUCCAUGUUUCCUGUCCCAUAUCUAGGCGCCGUGGGUCCUGACGCCGGGCCUGGCACUGUUGUGUACCGACUGUCGGUUCGGCAGCGCGACGGGUCACAGGGCCACGCCCAGUUCCUCCUGCUGGACAAUGGCGACGACUGCUUCGAGGUGGGACGUCGUUCCGGUGAAAUCCGAACCACAGGUCGACCCCUGAGCCCCAGUAAAGAGUACCGGCUGCACGUCCAGGCGCUGGAUGAACAGGGACGUAAAGGACCAUCUGCCGCCGUGGCCAUCCUGGCCGGGUACCGAUCGCCGCAGUUCACCAACACCACCUACAGGCUGAAGGUGCCUGAGAACACCCCUGCUGGCCAAAUUGUGGCAGUGGUCCAGGCUGUCAGCUUCCAGAUGAAGUCUCUCUCUUAUCUGCUGCUGGUCAAUCCAGGGAACGUGUUCAGCGUUGACCAGCAGGGCGGCGCUCUCAGACUUACCCACACUGUGGACUAUGAGAGCGGACACAACGUCUACGUCCUGCAGGUCAGAGCGUCGGAGCCGGAUACUGGCCUGAGCAGUGUGACUGAGGUGGUGGUUGAUGUAACAGAUGAGAACGACUGCACUCCAGAGUUCCUGCAGUCCAUCUACAGCAGAGACAAUGUUCCUGAGAACGUCCGAGCAGGAACGUCGCUGCUGCAAGUCCACGCUCGUGACUGUGACUCUGGUGUUAACUCCAAGAUCUCUUACUUCAUCCACGGUGGAGACGGAGCCUUUGACAUCACGUCAGGGGGGGUCGUCAAUUCGGCCCGCGGCCUCGACUACGAACGGUCCAAUCACAUCUACGAGUUUGUGGUAGUGGCCGUGGACGCGGGGACGCCUCCUCGUACAGGCUCCGCCUCCGUACGCAUCAGGGUCUCCAAUGUGAACGACGAAGCACCAAUCUUUUCCCAGAGCGUGUACAAGACGUUCCUCAGUGAAGACGCAGGACCGGACACCCUGGUCGCCAUCGUCCACGCCAACGACCCCGAUGGAGACGCCGUCUCCUACGCCAUCACAGGAGGAAACGAGGACAGCAACUUCCUGCUGGACAGACAAAAAGGAAUCAUCCAGCUGAGGAAGAGUCCGCCCCCGAGGCUGAUGGGACCUCAGUAUGUUCUCAACAUCACAGCCACAGACGACAACCUCUCUGGCGGUCCGUACCCUCUCAGCAGCUCCACCCAGGUCAUUGUGGGAAUUAAUGAUAUCAACAACAACAAACCAGUUUUCCAGGAAUGUCAGAGCUCCAGUCUGAACGCUGCCGUCCUUGAGAACCAGCCUCCUGGGACAUUUGUUCUUCAGGUCCAGGCCGAAGAUGCCGACAUGGGGGUCAACGGAGAGGUCAAGUACGGCAUCAUGGCGAGAGACGGGGUGUCUUCUAGCUUUGACAUCGAUCCUGACUCCGGCGUGAUCACCACCGCGGUGAGUUUCGACCGUGAACGUCAGAGAGAGUUCACGCUGUCCGUGACGGCCACAGACCAGGCGGACGAGCCGCUCAUCGGGAUCUGCCAGGUCACGGUGGUGAUCACAGAUGAGAACGACAACGAUCCGAAGUUUGAGAACAGUCGCUACCAGUACUUUCUGAGAGAGGACACCCCGGUGGGGACUAGCUUCCUCCGAGCGGCGGCACACGAUAAUGACCAGGGCAGCAACGCAGCCAUCACCUACUCCCUGUCCAAUCAGGAGCCGGCGUACCUGCAGAUCAACCCUGCAACUGGUUGGAUUUACGUCAAUCAGCCAAUCUCACAGACGUCUAGGAUCAGUCGACAGAUCGUGGCGUCCGACGGAGGAAAACGCAGCAGCUCAGUGGAUCUGACGGUGAUCAUCACCAACGUCCACAACCAGCCUCCACAGUGGGAGCAGCAGGAGUACUGGGUCACUGUCCCUGAGAACACCGUCAGAGAUGCCAAGAUAGUGACUGUCAAGGCCACAUCUCCCCUCGGUGACCCUCGCGUCACCUACAACCUGGAGGAGGGCCAGGUUCCAGAGACCAACAUGCCGGUUCGGUUUUAUAUCAAACCCAACAGAGCAGACGGCUCUGCGUCCAUCCUGGUGGCCGAGAACCUUGACUUUGAGACGACCAGCUUCUUCACCCUCAGAGUUCGUGUUCAGAACGUGGCUGCCGUACCGCUUGCUUCUUUCACCACCGUCUAUGUCAACGUUACAGAUGUGAACGAUAACGUUCCCUUCUUCCUGUCGUCAACGUACGAGGCCACGGUUCCUGAGGGAGCAGAGAUCGGAACGUCCGUGGCCCAGGUGUCGGCCACAGACCUGGAUUCUGGGCUACAUGGGCUGGUUCGUUACUCCAUCCUGAAGGAUGAGAGCGGAGACUCCCGGCUCUUCAGCAUCGAUUCCCGCAGCGGGAUCAUAGUCACUCGGGCUUCUUUCGACCGGGAGCAGAAAUCUUCAUACUUGGUGGAGGUCCAGUCACAGGACGGCUCAGAGUCGGCGAGGAUAGGUCAACAUGGACAACCUAACACUGACACGGCCUACGUCAGGAUCUACGUCACUGACGUUAACGACAACGCUCCAGCGUUUCUCAACUCUGUGUACGAGGUGAGUGUGGAGGAGGACCAGGAGGUGGGAUUCAUCAUCAUCACUGUCACUGCUAACGACGAAGAUGAAGGUGCCAAUGCUAAGCUACGUUACCAGCUCACCUCAGGAAACAGCAUGGGGAGCUUCGACGUGGAGCCUGAGGUGGGAACCAUCUUCGUGGCUCAGCCUCUGGACUAUGAGAUGGAGCAGUGUUACGAGCUGCGGCUGGUGGCGUCCGAUGGGAAGUGGGAGAACGAAACACUGGUGGUGGUCAAGGUGGUGAACCGUAACGAUGAAGCGCCAGUCUUCGGCCAGACUGAAUACCACGCCACGGUGACGGAGGAGCUCACGCAGCUCCCAGUCUUCAUCCUGGAGGUUUCAGCCACUGAUCCAGACCAGGAAGCCGAUCAAACUGCCCUUCGUUACUCACUCCACGGUCAGGGAGCCGGUGGUGAAUUCACCAUUGACGAACUCUCUGGACGGAUCUACGCCCAGCGUCGACUGGACCGUGAAGAACGUCCAGCCUGGAGGUUCCUCGUCCUCGCCACAGAUGAGGCUGGAACAGGACUCACAGGGUUCGCUGAUGUGCUGCUGGAAGUCAGAGACGUUAACGACAACGCACCCUUCUUCCCUUGUCCAGUGCUGGAAGUGGACGGGUGUUUUCUGGGUCAGGUUCCUGAAAAUUCACCUGCCGACACCUCCGUGAUGGAGAUGAGAGCGAUGGACCUGGACGACCCCAACGAGGACAGGAACGCCGUUCUGACCUACAGCAUCAUCAAAAAUGUUCGCAACGAGAUCAACCUCAAUCUCUUCUCGAUCAAUGCCAGCACUGGGACCAUCUACACUGUACUGGGAUCUUUAGACCGGGAGGCUGUGGACCAGUACCUGGUGGUGGUUGAGGCCAGAGACGGUGGCGGGUUAGCAGGUACAGGCACAGCCACCAUCAUGGUUUCAGAUGUCAACGAUCAUCUGCCCGUCUUCACUCAAAGAGUCUACACGGCUCAGGUGGCAGAGGACCUGCAAAUCAACAGUGAGGUUCUGGUUGUUUCUGCCACUGAUGGAGACGAAGGUGAGAACGCUGCAGUCACCUUUAGCAUCGUCUCGGGGGAUGAGGACAGGAAGUUCUUUGUGGAGACAGACAGAGUAAACCGGCGUGGUGUCAUCAAGCUGAAGAAGCAGCUGGACUUUGAAAAAGCCCACGAGAGGAUGUUCAACCUGACCCUGAAGGCUGAGGACGCCGACUUCUUCAGCCUGGUCCACUGUCUGGUUCAGGUGGAGGACUCCAAUGACCACGCACCUGUUUUUGUUCCACAGUUCUACGAGCCUCCGUCCAUUUACGAGGACGUCCCCGUUGGGACAAUUGUAACUCAGGUGACAGCUUCUGAUCUGGACUCUGGACCAAAUGGACAUUUUUCUUACAGCAUCUCCAGGGAGUCGGAUCCUCAGGGUCAUUUCCUGGUGGACCAGUCCGGUUGGCUGAUCGUAGCAGCUUCUCUGGACAGAGAGGACAUCUCACAGCACAGGGUCGUGGUCCUGGCCACAGAUUCUGGAAAACCACCGUUGACUGGGACCGCUGUAGUGAUGGUGACCUUGCUGGAUGUCAAUGACAACGGUCCAGAGUUUGAGGUUCCGUACCAAGGCCUCGUCUGGGAGAACACUAUGGCUCCACAGACCGUGCAAAUGAACGAGACCUCAUUCCGGCUCCACGUCACUGAUCGUGACAGCUCCACAAACGGCGGCCCGUUCUCCAUACAACUGCUGACGGUCACCUCCGAUGGCGCUAAUUUCAAUCUGACUGACUUGAAAAAUGGCAGCGCAGCCGUAACGGCCCUACGACCCUUUGAUCGCGAGCAACAGAAAGAGUACCGCCUCUCGAUCCUCAUGACCGACAGUGGAUCUCCUCAAAUGAGCUCAACCAGCACACUGACAGUCAUCGUUGGGGACAAGAAUGACCACGCCCACUCACCGGGACACACCCACUUUAUUGUCUACAGUUUAGAAGGGUUCCUUCCAACCACGGUGCUGGGACAGAUUCCGGCUCCGGAUCCAGACGACUGGAGUCAGAAGAAGUACCAAUUCCAGGGCCAAACCUCGAGGGCCUUCAGUCUGGACCAGACCUCGGGUCAGCUCAGCAUCAGGGAAGGGACUCCCCCUGGGUCGUACCACCUGCAGGUGCUGGUGUCUGACCACACCUGGCCUGACGUCAUCUCCACCGCCCGCGUGGAGGUGAUGGAGCUGCGUCAGAACAUCCUGCAGAACGCUGCGUCCGUGCGACUGUCCAACCUGACAGUGGAGAACUUCUUCAGUGGUGGUGAACAGAGUCCUUUCGUCCGUCUGCGUGAGGCACUGGCUGAUCUGAUGCAGACUGUACCAGAGAAUGUUCAGAUCUUCUCUGUGGCCGACGCUGGUCAACCAGGACACAAAGACCUGAACGUGUGGUUUUCUGCCCACGGCUCACCGUACUACAGGACUGAGAAGCUGCAGGGCUACGUCGCCGCCAACAAAGUUAAGUUGGAGUCGGUGGUGGGCGUGUCCAUCUCUCAGGUGGGUGUGGACGACUGUCCUCACACCGACUGCAGCGGCUCUGGAGGCUGCAGCACCCAGGUUUCCUUCAGUCAGACUCCCCUGGUGCUCAGCUCCGGGAACACGUCUCUGGUUUCUCUGUCAGCCUCGACCUCCGCCGAGUGUGGAUGCAGGGGUCGAGAGGUCAACUAUCUGCCUUGUGCUGCAUACCCCAGCAACCCCUGCUUCAACGGAGGCACCUGCCAGGAUGGACCUCUGGGAUACAGGUGUCUGUGUCCUCCUCUGCUGGAUGGGCCUCAGUGCCAACAAACCAAACGCACCUUCAGCGGCCAGAGCUACGCCUGGUUUCCUCCCAUCAUGCCUUGUUUCCAGAGUCAUAUCUCUUUGGAGUUUCUGGCUGAGUCGCCCAACGGGCUGCUCCUCUAUAAUGGACCAGUUGUCCCCGCCCACUCUGAGGCGAAGGAGGACUUCAUCGCUGUAGAACUGAAAGACGGCGUUCCAGCCCUGAGUAUAAACCACGGAUCAGGAAUUCUAACUCUGCAGCUGCCAAAAAGUUCUGCUAUUACUGACAGACGGUGGCAUCGACUGGACAUCAUCUCUGAUGGGAAGACGGUGACCCUGGUUCUGGACCAGUGCAGUGGUGUGGGUGUCACUCAGGAGUUGGAUGAGUCGUCCUGCAGAGCUUCAGGCGAAACACCAGGAGACCAGAGGUAUCUGGACGUGUUCCAGCCUCUACAGCUAGGGGGCGUUAAGGAAACGUCUCUCCACAGAAGAUACCAAGGUUUUAAAGGCUGCCUUAGAAACCUGGUGGUGGAUAGUCAGGUUUACGACCUAGCGUCUCCAGGAGAGAGUGUUGGCAGUAACGCGGGCUGUACACCCACAGACGGUGUGUGUGUGACGGCAGGUAGUCCUUCCUGUGGAGGCCACGCCUCCUGUCAGGCUGAGUGGGGUUCGUUCAGCUGUGAGUGUCGUCCUGGAUUCACCGGACACAAGUGUGACACGGUGGUCCCAGAAUUCUCCUUUGACCCCAAGAGCUUCAUGCGUUUCCAGCUCAGAGGUGGAAGCAGCACAAGACGCACAAACAUCCAAAUGUUCCUCCGAACCAGGAGCGCCACAGGAACCCUGUUCUCCGUGUCUUCAAGGGAAGCCAGCGAGUACAUCAUCCUAGAGAUCGAAGGAGGUCUCCUCUCUGUUCGAGCCGACCUGGGUGGUGGCACCAACUUCCUGCAGCUCCCUGGUCAACAGGUGGACAUCGGCCAGUGGAUCCUGGUCAGUCUGAGUCGACACGAUAACCUCUUCACUCUGAAGGUGGAGCAGGGUGGUGGCUCACGAGAGGUUCAGGCUCAGCUGGGGGACCACAGGGAGAUGUUGCUCCAUCCAUCCAAUCUGGUGGUGGGAAAGGGUCCAAAGACUGGAGAAGAUGCUGGUGACUUCCAGGGCUGUUUGAGGGACGUUCGUUUGAACGGUCACGUUCUACCUCUGAGCGGUCUGAGUAUGGACACGGUGCUGGUUCUGGAUCAGCGUGGCGUCUCCUCCGGAUGUUCCAGUGACGCCUGCAUUAGCGGACCAUGUGCCAGUCCACUGCGCUGUGUGGACCUGUGGAGGAAACACCAGUGCAGGUGUCCUUCUGGUCAGGUGAUGGAGACAGACCAAACUGGUCAGCAGCGAUGUAGACCUUCGCCCUGUGGACCGUCAUCCUGUCGCAAUGGCGGUGUGUGUCAGGCAUUAACGGUGGACAGUUUCAGCUGCAGGUGUCACGAUGGGUUCAAAGGUCAGCGCUGUGAACUGGGUCAGGUCAGAGGUCAGCAUCUGUCUGCCCUGAGUCCUAGCUCCAUCCUGGCCGUCAGCAUGUGUCUGCUUGUCUUCUUUGCAGUCCUAGUGGCAGUGACGGUGUGGAAUCAGAAGGGAAGUCGUAACAAGUUCAGGAAACGUGGCGUUUAUCACAUUCCUGAUGAACAUCAGAGCUGGGAGGAUGUUAGAGAAAACAUACUCAACUACAAUGAGGAGGGAGGAGGAGAACAGGACCAGAAUGGUUAUGACAUCACAGAGCUGAAGCGCCCCCUAUGUUCCAGUCUGUCCCAGUCAUCGUCCUGCACCACUGCUCCACUCAUCCAGUCCUCACCCAGCUCUCAGGAGGACAUUCUCCCUACCGUUUCUUCCACUUCCUGUAACUGUGGCGCCCCCUACCUUAGCGUUCUACACCCACACCACCAGCAUCAGCCAGACAAUAGUGGCUACACUGAAAACAUUAGCUGCAGCGCUAACACAGACAAGAACGCGAAGACAGACGCAGAUCAUUUGUCGUCAAUGGGCUGCAUGGACUUCAAGAGCUACGUAGCGCACAUAGUGUGGGAGGCUGACCACGACGACGAGGCCUUCCCGCCAGACUCUUACCACGUCUGGUGCGUGGAGGGUUCGGGGACUUCGUUGGGUAGCCUUAGUUCACUGGAGUCAAUCGCAUCUGGAGGGAAUGGCGAUGACGACAAUAGAGGGUUUGUUCAUAGCACGCUGUCACAGUGGGGCCCAAAGUUUAGGGCGCUCAGCGAGAUCUACGACCAAUCCCCAAGACAAGGUGGAGAAAAACAUCCACAGGAGCCAUAGUCAUGACGUUAUGACUCAGCAGGACUAGAAGCCAGUGUUCUACGUGGUCAAAGACAUUUUGGACUGAGAUUUCUUUGUUUUUUGUGCAGAGAAAUUUGUCUGCAGACUUCAACCAGCGUUGUGUCUGAUCAUUUCCCGGUCUACCUCUUAGCUACGUUAAUAAACGUUAGACUCCAGAAGGUUCUAGAUCAGAUCCCCAAAAAGGGUUGAGAGUACCGUAGAUUUUACUUGAAUUGAGGGAUAGAAUGGGAACAGAGGAGGAAGAUUGAUCCAGAUCUAAAAUGUGGUUCAGACCCAAGGCCAGACUUGAACCAGUAAAGGGACGUGGGCAGAGUUAGUGGACUCUCAUCGGACCUGUGAGCUGGACUGAUCUCAGAGAUUUCCAGAGUUUGUGUUAGAAUAACGCCAGAAGAAUGUAACUGUCCUUCAGAAAAAAAUGAAACCCACAUUUAGCCUUUAAUCAGACUGUUUCUGAACGAGCACAGAACAAUCAGGGUUUUUAAAAAAGUUUUGGUUUGGAUCCUGUAUUUUUACCAAAAGUUUAGAUUCAAAUAUUUGUGAGAAGUUGCAGAAAUGUUUCUUAUUCUGUUAGGACGUCUCUGUUCUUGUAGAUAAAAAUUGUUAUGGAUUUGGUAAAUGAAGCAGGUUCGUGUCGAAACACAUUGCUUCAAUUUUACUGAUGUGUGAUGUCAUGUACAGUUGAAUGUUUUAUAAAAAAAAACAAAUUUUCCCUUUUGUAUAUGACUUUUAAUAAAAGUGUUUUUCCCUGAUUUCUUUUGUGGUCUUUCAGAAGAUGUUCACGUGAAUAGUUCUAAUCUUUGUAGAACUUCAUUUGCUUCUUUUUUUAAAUGUAAAUAAUUGAACACAAUUACGUAUAUGUUACGAAGUCUGUUGCAACAAAUUUACCAACCCGCUUGAAUUGAGCGUGAAAGUCAACAUGUCAUUAGCGUAAAAAUAGCAACAUUAGCAUCGCUGAUUUUAACGACCCUGUGACCACACACAAUUCGCUGUCACUCUCACAUCAAUCUUAAAUCGUAUUGUUUGAACGUUUUCAUUACGUAGCCCAUGAACCUGAAUACUGUAAAUUAUCGUCACGUCCCGCCAUUACACCAAACGUCGGUUUACUUACAGUUCGCGGCCACAAUAUA
Molecule: messenger RNA, 10104 nt
Organism: Cynoglossus semilaevis (tongue sole)
Lineage: Eukaryota; Metazoa; Chordata; Actinopteri; Pleuronectiformes; Cynoglossidae
Product: neural-cadherin
Biological process (GO): homophilic cell-cell adhesion
Cellular component (GO): cell-cell junction; plasma membrane
Molecular function (GO): calcium ion binding
Source: RefSeq, a predicted model, not a curated record